This is a messenger RNA of Hyphopichia burtonii NRRL Y-1933, 193 nucleotides long. RefSeq lists its product as uncharacterized. Bases 14 to 181 code for a protein of 55 amino acids. NCBI's taxonomy places the organism in Eukaryota, Fungi, Ascomycota, Pichiomycetes, Serinales, Debaryomycetaceae. The record is from RefSeq and is a predicted model, not a curated record. The transcript has a single exon.
CGGACGGGUAAUCAUGCUUUAUGCUGGAUAUGGCCGUAGACGUCAGUUUCGAAUUUGGGGUGAUUUUACAAACAGAGGUAAAUGCCACUGUAAGAGCUCCUUCGUAGAUUUCGGACCAAGACAAGCAUUGCAAUGCCCACCAAAGACGCCGUGUAAUACCCGCCAAAUAUGGCUGUCUUAAUUAGUUAUUCAG